Besnoitia besnoiti is the source of this 381-nucleotide messenger RNA. RefSeq lists its product as uncharacterized. The record is from RefSeq and is a predicted model, not a curated record. NCBI's taxonomy places the organism in Eukaryota, Apicomplexa, Conoidasida, Eucoccidiorida, Sarcocystidae. The coding region runs from base 1 to 381 and encodes 126 amino acids. The transcript has 4 exons.
AUGCGGCGGCCGACGGACCGAAGAAGCUUACCGCAUAUGUCUCAUUAUGGGCGUCCCUUGUACGACCCUGUCGCUGAGAGCGGUAUCGACGAAGAUACCGACAUCUCAACAGACGGCGAUGAUCUUUACUGGGAUCAGGUGGCCGUCGCAGCAGGCCUCCUUUACUACUCUAACUUCUUCUUUGUCGCGGCAACGUGCCGAGCAGUCUACAGGAUCCCAAUGCACCUGAGCCUGGCUGGAUUCGGAGGUGUUUUACUAGCCGUGUUCUACAUCGGCGUCUGCCGUCCCUUCCUCGUCGACUCCCACCUGGAGGAGGAGGACUUUCUUCCAAGGGUUAUCCCGUCCCUGAGUGUCGCCGUCCUUUUGAGUGAAGUCCUGUAG